This is a messenger RNA of Sarcophilus harrisii (Tasmanian devil), 3890 nucleotides long. Its product is annotated as telomerase-binding protein EST1A-like. The coding region runs from base 224 to 2884 and encodes 886 amino acids. Gene Ontology annotation, cellular component: telomerase holoenzyme complex. NCBI's taxonomy places the organism in Eukaryota, Metazoa, Chordata, Mammalia, Dasyuromorphia, Dasyuridae. The transcript has a single exon. Gene Ontology annotation, biological process: nuclear-transcribed mRNA catabolic process, nonsense-mediated decay. The record is from RefSeq and is a predicted model, not a curated record. Gene Ontology annotation, molecular function: telomerase RNA binding; telomeric repeat DNA binding; protein binding.
GAAAGGUGAGCUUGGCGAAUAUCUGGGUAAGUAGCGGGGACCCCAGCCCUUGGCAGCUAGAUCGCUUGGGGGGCUUUCUGCGCCUGCUCUUCCCAUCCGGGGGGAGCACUCUUCAGCCCAACCCAGCCAGACAGACUCCAGCCGUCUCGGCCCGCGCCACCCCGCGCCACUGUAGCCCUGUCACUCUCCUUUCCUUAGCCUGUUGCUUCUUGUCCUGGGGAGGAUGAGCCGGGAACCUAAGGCCCGAGGGAAGGUUCAGAGGGAGGUGGGAGACAUGGUACCCACGCCAUCCGAGCCUAAGGAGAAAACGGCCUCUCAGCGGGAGUUUGAAGGCCUCGGCCUGGCAAUUCGCCACCACGGAGGCCAGGGCCAAGCCCUGUCCGCCAAGGCGGCAGCUUUCCGGGCAUGGACGCCCUGGGCUUCCUGGAGCCCCGCGGGAGCCCCAGACCCUGGAUGCCGCCGCCUUCCUUCCCCCCAGAAGCCAGAAGGGGAUAGAAGCGACUGCAAGACGCAGGUGCUGCGUCACAUUCUUUCUUUGGCGGGCGAGCGACAAGCGCAGCUGGCCGGCCUGCUGUCCGGCCCCGCGGUCAGUCGGGAGGACCUGGACAAGGCAGCUCGGCACAGGGCCGAGCUGCUGGGUCACUACCAAAGGGUCAUCCUGGCCGACGUGGUGUUCUCGGAGGAGCACCGCGUCAGCCAGCGCCUCUGGAAGCACGCCUUCCACCAGGUGAUCGAGAAGCUGGGGCACCUCCUGCAGCAGCCCAGUGCUCUGCCCCCAGAGCACGUCGCCCCCAGGUUCUGGGCCGUCCUGGACGAGGGCACCCCGUUCUUGGAGAGUCUGCUGGAAAAGCUCCAGAAGCGAUACCGGUUCCAGCUGCGGGAGCCCCCCACUCGUGGGUCGGCCUUUGGACACCAGCCCUCGGAGGAACCCUUGAAGUCGGCCUUGGCCUGUGGCCAGAAGCUGCUCCUGUGCCUGGGAGAUCUCGAUCGGCACCUGCAGCAAGCCCAGGGCUCCGCAGACUUUGGCACAGCCCGGAGCUGGUACCUGCAAGCUCUGCAGCUUGAUCCCUCAGACCCGCAGCCCUACAACCAGCUGGCCUUGUUGGCGGCGUCUACCAAGAGGAAACUGGACGCCGCUUACUAUUGGAUGAGAAGCUUAGCUGCAGGGAGACCGAGCAUUUGCAGCGAGAAGAACCUCAGGAAACUCUUUGCAGCCCUGGGACGCCAGGCAGAAGACAGAGGCCGGGGGAGCAGCGGCAGCAGUGCGCGGGCUGGCGAUCUUGGGCAAGCUUUCACGCGCACUUUUCUCCAAGCUCACGCGCGACUUUUUACCGGGAAGGGGAUGGAGGCAUUUGGGCCGGCGGCGGAGGAGGUGCUGGAGAAGUUCCAGCUCCUGCUUCGCAAGAGUCCCGCUUCUCUGGCAAAGCAGCAGAUGCUCCUCCACCUCCUGACCAUCAACAUGUUCGCUGUGCACAACUCCCAGCAGCAGGAGAGGUCCUCGGCGCCCGGGGCUCCUUUGGUCCAGGGAGAGGCUACUUGCCUGGCGCUGGCCAUGUUCGCGCUGCUGCUGCGCUGCUGCACCUACUGGCUUCAGCGAUGCCCCUCAGCUGGGGGGGCCCCUGCGGAGGGUGAGGGUCAGCCUGGGGCGAUCCUGGUUUCCUCCUUCGGUCCCAUCCUCCGAGCCCUGCUCCCCAGUGUGAAGAUCUGUUGCGAAUGGAUCGUGCUCUGGAGAAGGAGCUGGGAGCCGGCCAGCAGCAGCCCGAAGGCCGCAGGACGCGUUGCCCGGGACCUUUGGGGGAGUCUCCAUCGUUUACGCCAAAGCCUGCUGAUGGUCGACACUUCCGAGGUGCCCCUGUACGGGCAGCCCGGCGACGACCUGGCCCUGCUCCUCCUGGAGGAGGAUCAGCUCUUCUCAGGCUUCGCUCCGUUACUGGGUGCUCCCCGAGAGCCCUGCUACUACCGGAGGACAAAGUCGGACGAGGCCAUGGCAGGGAACUGCAGGCGAGUUAACGUGCUGAAGGACUUGUUGGAAUCGCUUUGCGGCCCAGAGGAGCCCCUCUGGGCAUCCCCGGAUGGCCAAGACUGCGGGCCGGCAGCCGCUGCAGACUCAGCCAGAGAGCAAAGGCAACUCCAUCAGGAAGACAGGAAAGUGUUCAGGGCAGACGCGUGGGAGGAAGCCCCUGGAGCUCCUGACCAAGCUCCUGAGGAGCUGAAGGUAAAGAAGCUGCUAGUGGCCCAUGAGCUAGCAGCAGAGCAGCGGCGUCUUGCCAGAAUCCAGGCUAUUCUGCUUGGCCCGACCCAGGAGAGGCAGCUGGGGGAAGAGCCCCGCCCCAGGUGCCUGGUCCUGGACACCAAUAGUUUCCUUCUGCAGCUAGACACCAUGAGCCAGCUGUUGGAGGAGACGAGCCUCACAGUGCUGGUACCCCUGGUGGUAAUCCUUGAGCUCAAGGGCCUGGCCAAGGGGGAACAGGGAAACCCGAUGGGCAGGACCCCUUCCUCUAGGCCUCGGCAGAGGACCCAGAGGGCCCAGAGAGCCCUUGACUUCCUGGAGCAGCAUUUUCCACUCUUUAAAGAUCGGCUCAAGGUCCUCAGCAGUCAAGGGCAAGAGCUUAAAAGCAUUGACUGUGACCAGAAGAACAUCAUCUGGCUGCACGGAAAUUACGAUGACCACAUCCUGGCCUGCUGCCUCAACUACCAGAGAGCUCAGACCCACAACAACAUGCCUUCCUGGGACGACCAGCCAAUCCAGCUCCAUCUGGGGGACCUGGCUCUGCUCACAGAAGAUCGCACCCUUCGCGUGAAGGCACUGGCCUCCAACGUGCCUGUGUGGGACAAGGAGACAUUCCUCCAAGCAAUGAAACAUUUGCAGCCUCCUCCUCUGUAGAGGGCCAGGAGGAAAGAAUGCAUCCCAGAUUUUAAAUGUUACCCUAACUAGCUUCAACAAUAUGUCUUUUCCUUAUUAAUAGCACAGGUGUGAUUGGCUGUUGGAGGUCCGCCCCUGUAGUGAGAUGAAGGGGGUGGUACAAUAUACUAGGGCCAGCCGGAGAUGUCCUGUUUAUGGACUCUUGGAUGUUUAUUGAUCAGAGAGACAAAUAUAUGUAUCAAAUGCUCAUAGUUUUGAUACAAAGUACACUCUUUUAAAAGUCCUCUAGCCUAACAAAAUCUUCUACAAUGUAAAAUAUUAAAGUGCUUAAGCCCCAGAUCUUGCUUACUUAGACAGAGAUGGAAAUAGUUGAGAUCUGCAUCAGAGUAAAGUUUAUUAUUGCUUUGUCUCCGGUAUCUUUCUCCGAAAUCACUUUAGGCUCCUUUUGGACAUUCUCUCUUGUUCUAAAUUCCAAAAUUUAGCUUUUAAUCCAAAGAGUAGUGUUUGCAUUUUGCUUCAGUCAGUUGAUUAUUAAUUUCUUAUCUUGAAAGCAGUCUCUUAUUCCAAUAAGGGAGUUUUGUUGAGCCAAGUUAAUGUAAGACCCCAAACCUAGCAUGGAGUCUUCCUUCCUGGCCCUCUACACUUGGUAAUAGGGUAAAUUGGAAUUCCAGUGACUGAAACAAAAUGCAAACACAACUGAACAGAUUAAAGCUAAACCUUUGAACUUGGGAGAGGAAAGAAGGUCCACAAAGAGACUAAAGGUAUUUGCAAGUAAGGUACUGGAGACAACAGUAUAAUAAACUUUAUUCUGAUGCGGAUCUCGGCUAUUUACAUCUCUGUCUCAGUAAGCAAGAUCCGGGGCUUAAGGGGUUAAAUCGUGUAAAUCAUAGUAGAUUUUGUUAGGCUAGAGGAAUUUUCAAAGAGUUUUAUUUUGUAUCAAAACUAUGAGGAUUUGAGGUAUAUAUAUUUGUCUCUCUGAUCGCUAAACUGCCAAAGAGCCCAUAACGGAGACUCUCCCUGACUGGCC